AUGGAUACACUCGAAAAGAACUCUAACCACUCUAGAGUCCUCAUCCCAAAACUCCAAAGGAACACUCCCCAUGACAUAAUACUCUACGCCCUUACAACAGAAAAGGCUGCAAGGUGCAUGGAGCAGUUCAACACCCUGGUCUUCUACGUCGAGAAGACAUCUACUAAGCCUGAGAUCAGAGAUGCUGUUACUAAGCUCUACGGAUUCAAGGUCAAGAAGGUCAACACCCUGAUCAACAAGCAUGGGAAGAAGGCAUACGUCCGAUUUGUUGAAGAGGGCGCUGCUCUUGAAAUCGCUAGCAAAAUAGGUGCAAUCUGA
Messenger RNA from Encephalitozoon hellem ATCC 50504, 318 nucleotides. Its product is annotated as ribosomal protein L23. The transcript has a single exon. Gene Ontology annotation, molecular function: structural constituent of ribosome. Gene Ontology annotation, cellular component: ribosome; cytosolic large ribosomal subunit. Gene Ontology annotation, biological process: translation; ribosomal large subunit assembly. Bases 1 to 318 code for a protein of 105 amino acids. Lineage: Eukaryota; Fungi; Microsporidia; Unikaryonidae. The record is from RefSeq and is a predicted model, not a curated record.